GCAGAGGGCAGCAAUAUGCAAUUCGACGUCUUGCCUGUAGAUAAUGCAAAGAAAAAGAAGAAGCUGCUACCAAAAAUUCCUGUCCGACCUCAGAUGUUCGGCUCAACCAAAACACUUCUUACGGUUUCUACUUUGUUGAUCAUGAUGGUUGAGGAGGGCAGGUUAGCAGCUAGUGUUUGUUUGGGGAUGCUGUGCGUCCUGGGCACCCUGCCCGGUUCGGCUGCUCAGGACCUCCAAGAACCCGCCUUAGACCUUCUGGACUCCCUAGGCGAGCAGAGUGCUUUUAAGCCACAGAGCACCCUUUCUGAUAUAGAGUUUGCUUCUGUCAGUUCCUUCCGUGGCCCCGGCAACAAUGACUCCCGUGGCAACAAGGAGUUGCCAAUCAUCCUUUGGUGGAGCUCUGGCCUUUUCCCUCACUUUCCAGGUGACACGGAGCGCAUAGACUGUGCCACCUCCUCCUGCCUGGUCACACGCAACAGAAAGGUCAAGUUGUAUAAGCGCACAGCUUCGAUUAUCUUCUACGGGACGGACUUCCGAGCGUACGAGGCACCCCUCCCCCGCCUCCGCCACCAGACCUGGGCACUGUUCCACGAGGAGUCGCCCAUGAACAACUACUUCCUGUCUCACGCGCCGGGAAUCCGCCUUUUCAACUACACUGCCACCUUCCGGCGGGGCUCGGACUACCCCCUGACCUUGCAGUGGCUCCCCUCGCUAGAGUACCUGCUGCAGCCGGUGGCCGUGUCUCUGGAGGAGAAGAACCGUUGGAGGAAGCAGGGUCUGGCUCCAGUGCUCUACAUGCAGUCCCACUGUGAUGUUCCCUCUGACAGGGACAGAUACGUACAGGAACUCAUGAAGUAUAUCAAGGUGGACUCAUACGGUAAGUGUUUAAACAACAAGGCCCUCCCAGAGAGCCUAGAGGACACAGCCACAGCCACAGGUGAGGACGCCCGCUUCAUGGGCUUUGUGGCGCGCUACAAGUUCCACUUGGCACUGGAGAACGGCCUCUGCCACGACUACAUGACGGAGAAGCUGUGGCGUCCGCUGCACCAGGGCAGCGUGCCUGUGUACCGUGGCUCACCCUCCGUGAAGGACUGGAUGCCCAACUCCUGCUCCGUCAUCCUCAUCGAUGACUUCCCCUCACCCAAGGACCUGGCUGACUAUCUGAUAGCCCUGGAUGAGAACGACAAGGAAUACAUGAAAUAUCUAGAGUUUAAACACCCCAGCCAUGUUACCAACUCUCGUCUUCUGGAGGCAAUAGAAAGCAGGGAAUGGGGCGUGAAUGACAUGAGCAGGCCCAACUAUCUUAACGGGUUUGAGUGCUAUGUGUGUGACCAGGAGAACGCUCGAUUGGCAUCCAAACGGGCCAAUCGAAAGGCUCCCAAGCAGAACCAGCCCCCUAAGCCAAAGAUGGCCAAUAACAGGCAUAUGGGGUGCCCUCUCCCCUGCCCGGGGUACGGCGACCUCCAGGAUAUCCCUGUCAAUGACAGCUGGCUGCAGAUGUGGCCACAGGACUACUGGCAGAGCCUAGAGCAGGCUGAAGGGUUGGAGUCACUGAUCAGACACAAUGAGUCAAACCCCGAGCUGCUAUGGCACCACAUCCAGGAGAUUUCCACAAGGAUGGCUACGGGCCAACACUGACCCUGACUGGGGAUGCUUAGCACCUGGAGUGCCUUCAAUGUACCACAGAGUUUGCACUGUUCAGGACUGUUUUGUCAUACAGGUUAGGCGAAGUCAAGUAAAAAACAAGUACAUUAUGCCUAAUGCUGUGUUCCCACCAAAAGCAAUUUUUUAGCGCUGGAGAUAUAGGCUAUUUUCGCUUUGCGUUACUUGCACGUUUAUAUGCACGAUUCGCCUUUCUCUUCAGGAGCUUACCGUUCUUUUUCGUUGUCAACCAUGUCCGAAAUGACUACCAUGGCCACCGCCGUCAGUAUUGCCACUGUUGCCAUGCCAAUUAUACUUCUCAAUCAAGUAUUUCCAGGCAAUACUACUUUUUCGCUGACCUUAUGGCGUUUAUGUCAUUUAGAAGACCAAAGUAAAAUAAUGAAAACCUAAUUUUAUGUGGUGAAUCUAAUUAAAUCUGCUGCGAUAAUUGAAACUUUCGACUUUUGAAUGCGCUAGAUUGGCUCCUACCAUAGACUGUAGCCGCAGCCGGCUGACUUGAAGCAGUGAAUUCUGGUUAGACUUUUUGUCUUGACUUGAGACGCCGUUGAGGCUAGGUCACUGUGACGUAUCCAUCAAAGUACCGUGAGAUCGAUUUGAGAACAGCCGGCUGUGUAGCCGAGCGCAUUUUCUCAAGAGCAACUGCACAGGUUCUAAUGACGACACAGCUAUUUCAUGAUUGGCCAGACUAACACACAGCAACUUUGACGGGUUUUAGUCCGCCUCUUCACUAACGGAAAGACUAAGUUGAAUUGAGUUCUGGUUGUAUUAUCAAUCUGUAGGUUGGAGAAAGAGUUUAACAUAGCCCAAUUCAUAGUUUUCAGUCACGUGACAUCCGCGGUGACCUGGAGGGCAGAAAGCUGCUGGCGCAACAAAAGCCGGCAAAUUACCUUCCCACGUUUCUUUGGAUCACGUCUUAGCUAAACAAACUGCAAGUGUUGGGCACUUACGAUCCAUAUACAGCACCCGCUGCCGUAUUUCUGCCCCUAAAAACCGCAAGGUUUCUACUAUUCAAACGGAAAUUCAACUUUUCCUUUAAUUUUUACUUAUUACAACCUCAAUUCCAAAAAAGUUGGGAGGCUGUGAAAAACCUAAAUAAAAACAAAGGACCAAAUGAGUAUGAAAAACCAAUCAGUCUUAACACAAGCCUCACACAUUGUCUUUGUUUUACAUUCAGUUGAAUAUCGGUGUAAAGGGAUUUCCCAAUCAUUUACUUGGGUGUGCUUGCCUUCGGCAAGAGCAAAACCUUUGUUCUCUCACAUAUAUAUUUAUUAUUAUUUAUUUUUGCCCCCCUAAAUCUUCGUCAAUAUUUGGCCUACAUAGACAACCUAGGUGUCAAAAGUUUCGUCUUGUUAGCGAUUGAGUUUUUAUUUACGUUCCGUUGCAUGGUUUAGGCUGAAGUUAAGUUUUUGUGGCGAAAAGUGAAGCUAACGGUGGCUAAUUUGCUAUCCACAGUCACUGACGUUACUAACGUCACUACGUCACGAAAACACGCGUGACUACCUGUAGCAGAACAUUCGUUUCACAUCUGUUAACUUGGGGGAUAGCUAGGCUAACUAUAGCUUUACUGCAAGGCAGCUGCAGAAACGCCACAAGCAAAGAGGCCAGGGUGAUAACUAUUUACUCCUUUUACUUUGUGAUGUGAAACACAAUUGUGUAAUGUACAAUAUUAGCUGAUAUUAUUAAGGAAGUAGGCCCACAUCUACUUUCGGAAACGGUAGUCUACUAUUUCACUGAAGCAUUAGCAUAAUGACAUUAGCCUCUGUUGCCCGGGCAACACAUACUACAGUGGUCUAUGAUGCAUCUGUUUUCAAUCGUUAAAAUAAACAUUCCUCACAAAUACAUUUUCGUUGUAGGAUUUAUUAUGACAUUACAUUACAAGUACACGAUUUGUUGGUGAAAUUAUCAUUACCUGUGGUUUCAAACCAGUGUUGCUCACUGCAACGCUGUAGCCUACGCGAGACACACUACAAAAACAUCUACACAGCUGUUUAGGAAGUCAAACGGCGACAGAACAUGUUCGGCACUCCCCUUACUUAAAUCAAAAGUCUUUCAAUAGGUGAAACUAUCUGACUACUAACCUGAACUUCAUUGCCACAGCCUAAACUUUGUCAAUCUGUUCAUGAAAAUAAUUAAUUUCAGCCUAAACCGCACAACGGAACGUUACAUCGAAUUCAACCAACGCAAUCGCUACCAAGACGAACACAGCAGUAGUACUGUACUGUAGUAGUACAAUUUACCGGGGCAGCUUCUCCACACAGGGCUAUAUCGCAUUUUGCGUUGUUACUGACAAUGAUCGCUACCAGUGAGCUUUUUAUGAAUGAGCGAUUUUCCACGAAAUAAAUGUCAAGCUUAUUUACGUUUUGGGGGCAUAUUUUCAGUUAGCAGAUGGUACUGUUUGAAUCGCAAUUCCAUCUUUUACUGCCGGUAACGUCGUAGAAUAAUCUUCAAAGGGGGGUUCUUUAUUAAUGAAUGAAUGCAAUAUGAGUAGGCUAAAUGCCUGAAAAUAUCACGAGAAGGGAAAACUUAAAAGGACGUUUAAAUCAUAGAGAUUAGGUCAAUAUUUACACCGGUCUGCCAAAUGUAUUCGUUUUGAUUCAGCUAUGAGGCUGCCUCUUGCAGGGGAAAUGAGAAGACAUCAUAUUUCAUUCUACACUUCACUCGUAUUUUGAGUUGUAAAUGAGCAGCAAAAAAAAGAUGCUUUUAAAUUUAUGUAAUCUUUAUAAAUAAUAAGUAGGCCCUAUGCAUUUUUAUAUAAAAUAUACAGAAAUAUCAAUUGUAAAAAUGUCAUUUAAAAACGGACCCCUGUGCAACCGACGCAAGCAAGCACACCCUACAAUUUCCCCAGAAAUUGUACCCUCUAGUUCCAAAUGCAUUUUGAUUUUUGUUGUGUGUAACACAGCAACCCAACUAUUUAGCUAACUAGCUAUCUUUCACUCACUACGACCACUGCAGUUGGUCGCCUCAAUACACAACAAACUAUGUCAAACCGAUUACACAAAGAUGUUUUUUAUGGCAAUACCAUAAUUAAUAUACCUGUAUAUUCUUGUGUUUAACUUUACUUGAACUUGAUGAAGUGUUAGCUGCAAAUACGUGUAUAUUUGGACGGCUGGCAUUGUUUGCCCUCCUUGGAGACAGAGGUAACGUUAGGUUUAAUGGCACAAAUCCACAAUCUCCUCCUCUCUGGGUUUUCUUUAUUGGACGUGGGGUGUGCCCCUUGGAACGUGACGUCACGUGAAAACUAUGAAUACAUAAAAUUACAAAUUUCAGUGCACUGGUUUGUGCAAGUUCUAAUGUGAAAACAAUUACAUUCGCAACCAUGCAGUUCGUCAGCGAUAAAGUAAGCAAACAGCUCUUGAUUGGCCAUGACUGACGACAACGCAGCAAACCAUGAGAAGCAGGAAUGUCCAACUUUAAGGAGGCGUUUUUAACUCCUCCCUGAAUGCAAGCGGCAACUCUCGCCAGUCGAGAAAAAAGACUGUUUUGAAGCCUCGAUUUUUGUUUUUUGGAGCCAGAAGUGACCAAAUUUGGACGAGAGGGCGGAGUUGGGAAGGGGCAAAGGGCGGGAGAAGCCGAGGACAAAAUGCACGCCCACCUCGCUAACAGCCUUUCUCCUCUAUGCCCCUGGCUAGUAGACCUGUCAAUCAAGCCAUCCACCCCCCCAAAUCUACGGAUCUUUGAGGCUUAAUAUCUACAUAAUGAUCUAAUUAUUUUCAGAUGGACCACCAGGACACUUGUUGAAAUGCGUUCAUUAUGUCCUCAAUUGUAUGUGAUGUGGUGCUGUGCUGUUCUGUGGUUGGAUGUAUGUUUGUGCCACGGGGAGGCGCUACCUCUGUAGCGUGUGUGUUGUGGAGGGCACGUCGGCGUCGUUUUUGUUCCAGUUGAUUUGUUCAAUCAGAAGCUGUCUGACCGUGAGACUGAUGUGUCUGCAGCUCAUACAAUAAAUAUGCCAAGAACGGCUAAAAGGU
Molecule: messenger RNA, 5627 nt
Organism: Osmerus eperlanus (European smelt)
Lineage: Eukaryota; Metazoa; Chordata; Actinopteri; Osmeriformes; Osmeridae
Gene: pofut4
Product: fucosyltransferase 11 (alpha (1,3) fucosyltransferase)
Exons: 5
Coding region: 16-1638 (540 amino acids)
Cellular component (GO): Golgi membrane
Molecular function (GO): alpha-(1->3)-fucosyltransferase activity
Source: RefSeq, a predicted model, not a curated record